ACUCUCGCUGUCGACUUGCUCAACCCUUCGCCUGAAUAUGAAAAAAAGCAGCACAAGCUGAAGAGGCUGGUGCAGUCACCCAAUUCGUAUUUCAUGGAUGUCAAGUGUCCUGGAUGCUUUGCCAUUACCACAGUGUUCUCCCAUGCUCAGACUGUCGUUAUCUGCGGUUCUUGCGCAUCAAUCCUUUGUCAACCCACAGGUGGUAAGGCAAGAUUGACAGAAGGUGCGCUCUUCUUCCGUUUGUCGUAUUUUGUAUCUUGUCUCAUGGUACACCUCUAG
Lentinula edodes (shiitake mushroom) is the source of this 279-nucleotide messenger RNA. RefSeq names its product 40S ribosomal protein S27. Gene Ontology annotation, biological process: ribosomal small subunit assembly; translation. The record is from RefSeq and is a predicted model, not a curated record. NCBI's taxonomy places the organism in Eukaryota, Fungi, Basidiomycota, Agaricomycetes, Agaricales, Omphalotaceae. The transcript has 2 exons. Gene Ontology annotation, cellular component: ribosome; cytosolic small ribosomal subunit. Gene Ontology annotation, molecular function: structural constituent of ribosome; RNA binding. The annotation marks the transcript as partial.